AUGGGUAUGAUUAGCACACCUACCAGACAGCCAUCGAAAACACUUCCAUUGGAUCAGCUGAGGUCUGGGGACCUCAGCAGGUGGAACCUCAACAGGCAUGAACGAGAGGAGACUAAUGGUUCCGUUUAUCAGCUCCUGGAUGGAUCAAGUGAUGCUCAAAGAGGAGUACUACAAGCUCUUGGGGCCGUCCAGAUCCUGACUGGAGUACUGAUUCUGGCUCUGGGUGUUUUCUUGGGCUCUUUACAAUAUUUGUCAUACCACUCCAGGCAUUUCUUCUUCUUCACCUUCUACUCAGGCUAUCCGCUCUGGGGUGCUGUGCUUUUUAUCAGCUCAGGAUCCUUGACUGUGGCAGCAGGGAGAAAACCCACAAGAAUGCUGAUGCAAAACAGUUUUGGGAUGAACUUUGCCAGCGCAAUGAUUGCAUUUGUUGGGACUGCUGUCCUCUCUGCACAUUUGGCACUCAAUACCCAGAAGUUCAAGAGUUGCCAGUCUUCACAGCCACAUGACUUAUGCGUUUACCUGGGUUCCUUAUCAAAUGGCCUGGUGUCUCUAAUGCUGAUCCUUACCCUGCUGGAACUGGCUGUGACCAUUUCAGUCUCUGUCAUGUGGUGUCUUGGAAAUUUUUGUGGUUCGAGAGAGGCAAUUUCUUUACCUCCUAAGUCUACAGAAUCAGGAAUAAUAACCCCUGGUGGAAGCGAUUCUGAGAACCCAGACAGCCAGCCUCAAGUCACCACAGAGUGAGAACUUCACUUGAGAACUCAGAAGAGCAUGAGGAGAUGAAAUGCAAUCCAUGAUAAAGCUGGGCACCUUCUCUAAUGCUUUCUCCCAUCCCCGUUUCCAUUCUAAAAUGUACAUUAAUUACAGUAAGUGCCUACAUCAAAAUUGAAUAAAUCUUGUACUAGUAACUUUGUGACACAACUGUAAAUCCACUAGUAUGUUCUAGAUCUGGAUGAAUAAAUAUAUUUCCUUAGACAUUUUUGGAUUGGCAACUUA
Phodopus roborovskii (desert hamster) is the source of this 993-nucleotide messenger RNA. RefSeq names its product membrane-spanning 4-domains subfamily A member 3-like. Lineage: Eukaryota; Metazoa; Chordata; Mammalia; Rodentia; Cricetidae. The transcript is spliced from 7 exons. Gene Ontology annotation, cellular component: membrane. The coding region runs from base 1 to 741 and encodes 246 amino acids. The record is from RefSeq and is a predicted model, not a curated record.